GUAUGAUAUGAGUAGUGACACUAGUGACUAAUGGCUUAUUGUAGAAAGCCCCGAACGCGUCCAUCGUGUGAUUUGAGAGACAAGUGGUUGGUUUAAAGUGAAAAAGAUUGAUGGAGGAGCCAAAGAAAAAAUCUAGGCGCGUGUCCAAAAACGAUGAUGGUACAAUGCAAAAUAAUGAAAUGACAUCCGAGGUUUUGAAAGUUCUUCUAUGUCCUUAUCUUUUAAGAAAUAUAUUUCAAUAUUUGCCAUAUGGUAGGCAUCUGGCGAAGGCUGCGAGGGUUUGUAGAUCCUGGGAGGAAGCUGCGAAUAAUGAGAACAAGACAAGAGAUCCUUGUUACAUUGUAGAAACACAUAGUUGUACAAUAUACCAAUCGCCUAAUUUUCCUAAUGUCAGGUUAGAAAAUUGGACGUCUGAUUUUAUAGAGAACAUCAGGAACAUAAGAAUUAAACCAUCAGUAUGUUUAUUUUUUGUUGAUAAAAAUGCUGCAAAUAGCGAAGAAUAUAAGGUACUUGAAAAUUGUGAAACUAUAAAAUUGUAUAAUGAUGGUAUUAUUAAGGAACAUGAAUAUAAAGAUGAUCGAUAUCCAGAUCAACAUAGUGAAAAGAUGUUAUGUGCGUUUUUGCCACAAAUUCCGAACGUGAGAGUAAAAUCGUUCAAAUUGCCAGAAAAUUGUAUCAUAUCGGAAACAGCCGAAUAUCAAGAGAUAAUUAGCACAAUUGUUAACAAUGAAACACCUAAGGAAGGUGAAACACCUUCCUUAAAUCACGAGACAUGUUUUAUGUUAUUUUGUAAUGAGGCGGGAUAUACAACAGCAGAUCGGUGGGCCUCAGCUAUACUGAAAAGUAAAGAAAAUAAAGUAGUCUCUAAUGGGGUGGUGAGGUGAAAGACUUGUGCAAAGGACAAACGAAAAUCAAACCUUCUGAGAGGUAUAAAUCACAAUGUGUCGCCGUUCUAAUUACUGGUCCUAUACAGACAUGGUCCAUAAUUUUGGAAAAGGAAUGUAUGACACGGAAGCAAACAUCCGAGAGAUUAAAAUUAUUUAAGGAAAAAGUGAAGUUAAAGAAACAUUCCAUAGGAUUUGUUUUCGCAAACUCAUUUCGAUAUGAUGAGUUUCAAGAUUGUUCAGAAAAUGAGUUUGAAGAAGGUGCAGAAAUAGAUGAGAGAAAUUUUAUUAAAAAUGCAGAAAUAUCAAUAUUCAAAAAAUUAUUCCACACAGUACCCUUAGUAGGUUGUUUAAGUGAAUAUGGCACAUUUGGAACAACUACUGAUGUCAUCGAUGAGAUAAAGAAAGAAAGAGACAAUAAAGAGAAACAAGAUUGUAAGAAAUCUAAAUCUUGUUAUUAUAAUGGCUCUACUGCGUUUUUAAUACUUACAUAUGAUUAACGUUAUUAAAGGGGAACACUACUGUGACUCUUACGAAAAAAAACUGCUAGUGCACAGUAGUGUACAGUAGUGGCACUAUUAACAUCCAAUAGUGUCACUACUGACAUAUAAUAGUGUCACUAUUUAGCCAGUAGUGCUACUAGUAGUGCUCAAUAGUACUGCACUAUUGUCACUUCUAAUGUACAUUAUUAGAUCCAGUAGAGCCGCUACUGCAAUAGUGUAUACACUAUUAAAUCCAGAAGUAGUACCAGUAGUGUUCAAUACUACUGCAUUAACACUACUUGUGUCAUACUGCAGUAAACACUACUUUUGUUCAUUAUUACACUGGUGACACUUUGUGACACUAAUUAUAGUGUUCAGCACUACCGCAGUAGUAAUACUAUUAGUAGUAAUAGUAUUUAAAACUACCGCAGUAUUCUAAAGUGUUUAGUAACGUAUAUACCGUAUUUUCAAUAAUUUUAAUGUUUAUGUAAGAAAUAUA
This is a messenger RNA of Wasmannia auropunctata (little fire ant), 1865 nucleotides long. RefSeq lists its product as uncharacterized. Lineage: Eukaryota; Metazoa; Arthropoda; Insecta; Hymenoptera; Formicidae. The record is from RefSeq and is a predicted model, not a curated record. Bases 111 to 884 code for a protein of 257 amino acids. The transcript has 5 exons. Gene Ontology annotation, molecular function: protein binding.